AUGGCUCUGAAGAUGAAGCUUCCACAGAGGAGGAAAUCAGUUCGCAGAUUGGAGAAAAGUGUGCGCCGAAAGAGACUAGCAACCAAGACCACUUCUAUUUCAAACCCUGCUGCUGCUUCAACUCCAGCUUCAACCAGGUCACAAAUCAGCCCUAGUAAGGACCUCCCACAGAUCAAGAUCUCCAGCGACACAUCCAAAUUCCCCUACAAACAUGCACAUGGAAGUCGAUCAGCUUUGAGGCUAUCGAGGAUCGUUUCAGAGACUUUGAGGCUGAAGAUGGACAAUGUAAGGUGGUUUGUGAUGGGCGACGAUGACACGGUGUUCAUCGUGGAAAAUAUGGUGAGGGUGCUGAGGAAGUAUGAUCAUAAGCAGUUGUAUUACAUUGGCAGCUCGUCGGAGAGCCAUGUGCAGAACAUAUUGUUCUCAUAUGGGAUGGCAUACGGUGGUGGGGGAUUUGCAAUCAGCUAUCCAUUGGCAGUGGAGUUGGAGAAGAUGCAGGAUCGUUGCAUGCAGAGAUAUGCUGGCUUGUACGGCAGUGAUGAUCGAAUUCAUGCCUGCAUGGCGGAGCUCGGAGUGCCACUCACCAGGGAAGCAGGAUUUCAUCAGUAUGAUGUGUAUGGGGACCUCCUGGGACUGCUAGCUGCUCACCCGGUGGCACCACUUGUAUCGUUACACCACCUCGAUGUGGUAGAACCAAUAUUCCCUGGUAUGAAGCGAGCCAAGGCCAUCCAGCAUCUCCUACAGUCUGCUAAUCUUGAUUCAGCCAGCAUCAUGCAGCAGUCCAUCUGCUAUGACAAGAAGCACUCGUGGUCGAUCUCGGUGUCGUGGGGCUAUGCCAUCCAGGUCUCAAGGGGCCUCAUGUCACCCCGAGAGCUCAUAACCCCUGCAAGGACAUUCUUGAAUUGGUACAAGAGAGCUGAUUACUUUGCUUACUCUUUUAACACUAGACCAGUUGCAAGGCACCCCUGUCAGCAUCCCUUCACUUACUACAUAAGCAGCGUUCGCUAUGACAAUUCUAGGAAGCAGAUCAUAAGCAACUACUCCCGGCAAAGACGGACAUACUCUUGUCGAUGGAAGAUGCCUUCACCUGAAACUAUCAACAACAUUAUAGUUUUUAAGAAGCCUGAUCCCCUUCGGUGGAAACAGUCGCCAAGAAGAGAUUGUUGCAAAGUGUUGACUUCUGGAAGGAGAUCUACCAUGCACAUAUUAGUCAGCAAAUGCCAACUUGAUGAGCAUCCGGAACUGUAGA
Elaeis guineensis (African oil palm) is the source of this 1249-nucleotide messenger RNA. The record is from RefSeq and is a predicted model, not a curated record. Lineage: Eukaryota; Viridiplantae; Streptophyta; Magnoliopsida; Arecales; Arecaceae.